Messenger RNA from Glycine soja, 2073 nucleotides. RefSeq names its product protein trichome birefringence-like 19. Gene Ontology annotation, molecular function: O-acetyltransferase activity. Lineage: Eukaryota; Viridiplantae; Streptophyta; Magnoliopsida; Fabales; Fabaceae. The coding region runs from base 123 to 1811 and encodes 562 amino acids. Gene Ontology annotation, cellular component: Golgi apparatus. The record is from RefSeq and is a predicted model, not a curated record. The transcript has 2 exons.
CGCAUUUAGUUGCCGACUCAACUAGGUUUUUAUCUUUUACACCUACCACACAUGAACAUGAAAGUAUAUGUAUAUAAUAAGCCGGUUCUAGCAAACCUUCUGCUGCAGAUUUCAUCUCAACCAUGAAACUCCCCUCCGUACGACUUCCCAAUGGGCAUGGGAAGUUGGCGUCAGGAAAUAUUCUCAAGAGUGUUGUUAUUCUUCUUCCAUUCACUGUGCUCAUCAUCUUUUUACCAUUUUCUCUUACUAAAAUGUUUCAUUUUUCCACUCCUGAGAUGUAUGCCACCAUCACCACCACAAGUAGUUUGGAUUUUAACGAACCUCGUGAGCCUUCACAAUCCAAUUCACCUAUUUUUUUCUUUUCCAAUGAUUCAAAAAACAGUUUGGAUUUUAACAGUUCCAAUGAACUCUCAAAAUCCACUUUACCUGAACUUUUCUUUCCCAAUGAUUCCCAAAAAAGUUUAGAUUUUAAUAGUUCUUCACCUAAACUUUUCUUUUAUAAUGAUUCAAAACAGAGUUUGGAUAUUAAUGGUUCUCCAGAGCCUUCAGAAUACAAUUCACCUAAACUUUUCUAUUCCAAUGAAUCGAAACAUGUCCAGCCUUUAGAACCCAGUUCACCUGAAUUUUUCUUUUCCAAUGAAUCAAAACAAAGUUUGGAUUUUAAGGAUUCCGGUGAGUCUUCGGAACCCAGUUCACCAAAACCUUUAUAUUCCGAUGAAUCGAAAAAAAGUUUGAAUUUUAACAUCACACAAAUGAAACGAUGCAACAUCUUCUCUGGAGAGUGGAUUCCGUACAGUAAAGGACCUUACUACGAUAAUGAGACUUGCGAUUUGAUGAUAGACCAGCAAAACUGCAUGAAGUUUGGGAGACCCGACAGAGAGUUCCUGAAAUGGAGGUGGAAACCCGAUGAAUGCGAGCUUCCACUCUUUGAUGCAACCCUUUUCUUAGAGCUUGUCAGAGGAAAGUCCAUGGCCUUUGUUGGAGACUCGGUGGGAAGAAAUCAAAUGAAUUCUUUGUUGUGCCUCCUAAGUCAUGUUGCUCAUCCUGAGGACAUUACCAAGAGAUAUGCCACAGAUCCCAUAUAUUUCCGAAGGUGGUUCUAUGCAGAUUACAAUUUUACGGUUGUGACACUCUGGUCCCCAUUUUUGGUGAGAACCAGCGAUAUUGACAACAGCCUCACGAAACUGUAUCUAGAUAAGGCAGAUGAGUCGUGGACUAGUGAGGUUGAAACCUUCGAUUUUGUCAUUAUCUCAGCUGGCCAAUGGUUCUUUCGGCCAGCAUUGUAUUAUGAAAAAGGACAAAUUGUAGGGUGCCACAAGUGUGAACGAAGAAAAAUCAAAGACCUUAGUUACUAUUAUGGAUACAGAAAAGCAUUCAGAACUGCAUUGAGAACCAUAGCAAGUCUCGAAGGGUACAGGGGGGUGACAUUUUUGAGAACAUUUUCCCCUGCUCACUUUGAGAAUGCUGAGUGGAAUAAAGGAGGGAGUUGUGAGAGGACAAGGCCUUAUAGCAAGGAACAAAUGAGGUUUGAUGGGUAUAUUUUUGAGACAUAUAAGACUCAAGUGGAGGAGUUUAGAACAGCAAGAAAGGUUGCAAGGAAGAGGGGUUUGAAGUUUUUGAUGAUGGACACAACUGAAAUCAUGUUAAGGAGGCCUGAUGGACAUCCUAAUAACCAUGUCUGGCAUGCAGUGAACCAAAAUGUUACACAUAGUGAUUGUGUUCAUUGGUGCUUGCCUGGCCCUAUUGACACAUGGAAUGAGUUCUUAUUCCAUAUGUUGAAAAUGCAUAGUAAGAAAUCUUUUGUUUCAUAGUUACAGAGUUUUGUCUAAGACAUCACAGAUUUGCCAUAGACAUAUGAUUUUCUUUGGGCUGCAAUGGGCAUAGUAUAAUAAUGUAGUUAGCUACAAUAUUUGACUGUUGAUUCUUUAAUGAAAAUGCAAAGCAAUUUGUGGGUACAUGUAUAAUAAUGUUUUUUGGUGGUCCAUGUGUGACCAUGGAUACAUAUAUAUCUUAUUGUACUAGUUGCACAUUGUUAUAUCUUCGUUAUCAAAUUGGAAAGUGUUAAGGCCCAAA